AUGGGUCUGAUCUCAGCCCUGCGUAGCUUCACGGAGUUUACAGCGGCUCCGUUGCUAGCUUCCUGGUCUGACCGCAUUGGCCGGCGGCGCGUGAUCUUGGCCUCUGCUCUUGCCUUCACACUGGAAGCGACGCUUAUGGCGGUCUCCUCUGGGCUAGUCAUGAUGGGAGCGGCGCACGUCACUUUCGGCCUCUUCGCUUCGGGAGGAGCUGUUGAGACAAGCUGCAUCGCGGACACCACGCCAGCGGGCCCAAAGCGUGCUGUGGCAGUUGGGCGCUUCUUCACGGUCAUCGGCGCAGCCCUGGUUCUUGGGCCCGCCCUGGGUGGAGCAUUGCUCGCCCGCGUUGGAGGUGCGGCGCCUUUUGCCUGUGCAGCUAGCCUGGGUUUGGCGGCGCUGAUAGCGACAGCCGUUGCGCUUCCUGAGUACCUCCCUCCUUCAAAGAGGGCCCCCAAGGGGUCGGCGCCGAUGCUCCCCGCAGCUGGAGUUUUCCUGCUGCUGUCCAGAACACCCCCGCUACGGUGGUAUGCAGCUGCUUCAGGCCUCUUCAGUCUAGGCAUGGCGCUGUAUGGCACAGUCAACGUCCUCUGGCUGAAGGAGGCAUUCGGCUGGGAUGGUCAGGAUGUUGGCCACUUCCUCUCAGCCGUUGGGGCAGCAGUGAUAACGUCCCAGGUCUUAGUGCUGCCUGGCGUUCUGCGCAUCUCAAAGGGCCGCGAGUCCUUGGUGGUGCAAGGCGCUAUGAUGGUCCAUGCCUUCAAGUUCAUUGGCUAUGCUUGGGCGCCGAGCGGCAAGUGGGUCUACUUGGUCCUUGCACUUUCCACUCCCACAUUCUGCGCUGCCCCUGUUCUCUCGAGCUGCCGGCCUCAGUUUGCGCUUGGUUUGGCGCUUGGCGUUUCCAAAAUAAUGAGGCCAUGUCUGGCAUCGUUAGGCCUCGCAGUAAAGUCAUACUAA
Symbiodinium pilosum is the source of this 948-nucleotide messenger RNA. The record is from the annotation of a GenBank genome assembly. NCBI's taxonomy places the organism in Eukaryota, Dinophyceae, Suessiales, Symbiodiniaceae.